This is a messenger RNA of Pseudogymnoascus verrucosus, 981 nucleotides long. RefSeq lists its product as uncharacterized. The transcript has a single exon. The coding region runs from base 1 to 981 and encodes 326 amino acids. Lineage: Eukaryota; Fungi; Ascomycota; Leotiomycetes; Thelebolales; Thelebolaceae. The record is from RefSeq and is a predicted model, not a curated record.
AUGUACAGUCUUACAAACAUUCGAGCGAUUACAAACGGGGAGAUUUGGGACUUCCCAAACUUCAAAUUCGAACCAUUCAAUCCUCUCGACCAGAAGAACGCCCAGAGACUCAUAUCGCAAUACGCCAAAAAGUUGGCCAAGGUAAUUUACUUGACAACCCAUGAUUGCCGACAAGAGGAGAUCGAAGGAUGCCUCCCAAUGGAGAUUGUCCUGCAGGUGUUCGACGCCAAGACCUGGGAAAGAAACUUGAAGGGGAUCCGAGCAGAGCUGCACCGGGCCAUGCUCACAACUGCACUGGCGGAUAAAAUUAUCCCCAGAUGGAAAAAUAGGCCAGAUUACCCGGUGCAGUCAGGGGCAGCCGAGGGCAAGGAGGAGGAGAAGGAGAAGGAAGAGAGGAUGAGGACCUGGGAGAGGUUUGUGCACGAAGACCCGGAUGCAGUAAGAUGGUUCGUGGCCCCAUUGUGGGAGAGCGUCGAUUUUGACGAAAUCUCGUGCGCCGACACUCCCAGGAUGGUGACCCUGCACGAAUGGAUUGCAGCAUGCUUGGUUGCGGCGGUUGAGAAGUCCUUCUCCCUGCAGAGAGGCGCGCGGGACCCAGCCACGGGGAAGAUCAAGGGGGGGAACCAGCCCGCCUUUAUUAUGAACAGGGAAUGGGAGGAAAUGCCAGACCAGGAGCCAUGGAAGACUCGGCUGGCUGGGAUCGCCGUCCCACUGCGCUACAACUUUGGCGGUGGAAACCGUGCGCCCAUGAAGCCCAUGCCGUCGGUAUUCAAUAACUCCGGAUUCGCCCAGACACCGCGCAAGACGUCUGGGGGCGGCCAGAGUCUCCCGGGAUCCAAAGAGAAGAAAAGGAAGAAGGAUAGUCAGAAGGAGCAGGGCCACAAGAGGAGAGUGAGCAGGUCGGGCGGGGUGAUUAGGCAGAACAUCAUUGUCAUGGGAGAGGAGGAGGGGGAGGAGGAGGGGGAGGAGGAGGAGAAGUAG